Messenger RNA from Vicia faba (fava bean), 654 nucleotides. The record is from the annotation of a GenBank genome assembly. Lineage: Eukaryota; Viridiplantae; Streptophyta; Magnoliopsida; Fabales; Fabaceae.
AUGACGAACUUCACAGAAAACAACAAUGGGAGUUCUUCCUCUUCACCAACACCUUCUGUAGUGCCUCGAGAUUUUGAUGCUUUUGAAGAUUUCUAUGCUAAUGGAAAUUGGAGUUCAAACAACUAUGAUACCGCCAUUGAGAUUGAUGAUCACAGUUCUUCUGAGGAUGAACAAGAGUUCGAUCCAAUUGAUCAGGAUGAGGAGUCUCGAUCGGUUGUAAAAUGUUCUGUAUGUGAUUUUGACAUCAAUGUUUCUGCACUUCAGACAUACGGCUCAUAUACUAUGAUUUGUCCUGUGUGUGAGGAACAUUCAAGCUUGCGAAGCCGGCGAAAGCGGGCUUGGUACGCUAGGAAACAGAAGAAGUACGGUGCCUUGAAAGUUGAUUUGACAUUGAAUGACAAGAAACCAGCUCCCAGGGAAAAUAAACACGAACCAUUGUCACCAUGUAAGAACAAUGUGUAUCUUUCAAGCUCUGAUGAUUUCUUCUCAGAUGAAGAUACUAUCAGCAGUGCCUCCGACACGAGUGUUAUUGUAAAAAGCGAUGGGGAGGCAGAUGUACCAAUUACCGGCGGAGAUGAACAGGAUGUUGAAGAGAGAAGUAACAAGGCUGCAUUUGCUCAAGAGUUGGUUAUCUCAGCUUUAUUCUCAGAAUAA